Molecule: messenger RNA, 657 nt
Organism: Thermochaetoides thermophila DSM 1495
Lineage: Eukaryota; Fungi; Ascomycota; Sordariomycetes; Sordariales; Chaetomiaceae
Product: putative endoplasmic reticulum protein
Exons: 4
Coding region: 1-657 (218 amino acids)
Biological process (GO): endoplasmic reticulum to Golgi vesicle-mediated transport
Cellular component (GO): endoplasmic reticulum membrane; Golgi membrane; COPII-coated ER to Golgi transport vesicle
Molecular function (GO): COPII receptor activity
Source: RefSeq, a predicted model, not a curated record
AUGUGGCUUCUACCGCUUGUUGGGUACUUCGGUACCAUCCUAGGCUUCUGCUUCAUGACUCUAGCCAUCGCGUCUGGGCUAUACUACCUGUCAGAGAUUGUCGAAGAGCAUACCGUAAUUGCAAAGCGCUUCCUCACGAAAAUGAUCUAUUCGGUGAUGGCUCUCCAGCUGCUUCUCUGCCUCGUCGACCGCUUUCCUUUCUGGCCGACUGCCCUGGGUGUCUUCUCCCACUUCAUCUACCUUGGCAAUAUGCGGCGGUUCCCCUUUGUCAAGCUCACGGAUCCUCUAUUCAUUGCAUCAUGCGCUCUCGUUCUGAUCAACCACUACGUCUGGUUUAGACACUUCUCCCACCGCCAAGAACGAGCAUACCAACGCAUGUCCUCCUAUUACGACCACCCGCACGAUCUGCCUACCUUUUCUGAAAUUGCUUCUUACUUUGGUCUCUGUGUCUGGCUUGUUCCGUUCUCCCUAUUUGUUAGUCUCUCAGCCAGCGACAACGUCCUUCCCACAAUGGGCAGUGAGCCGCCAGUGUCUACAUCUUCCAUAAGUGCCGGUGGAGCUAUCACUGUCAAUUCGCACAAGAGGCGCGGUCAAGGAAUGGCCAAAGCGCUUGUCGAUAGCGUUCGCAAUGGGAUAAGGGAGGUUGACCUUCAUUAG